GAUGUUGCAUCAGAUUAUCGUGUUUACUUGUCUUAUUGCUAGAUAAAUAAUUGCUGACACCAAAACAAAGGAAACUAGGAGAAGACUUUUUUCGUAUCUGUUCCAGCCCUGCCAAUAUAAAUGAAGGGGCUCCAGAUGGCAACUGCGGUUAACAACACACAGGCACCAAACUAGCCAGAGCCAUACGCCCCAAAUCACCGAUUCACCACCGAUGGCUACCGCUGACAAGGAGCAGCUCAUCACCAUCCCCAUGGUCGACGCGGACGAAGCACACACGCUAGUGAGCUCCGGUUAUGGCUACCUCGAUGUGAGGAUGUCCGAGGACUUCGACAAGGGGCAUGCCACCGGCGCUCAGAACAUUCCCUACUACGUCUACGUGGCUCCCCAGGGGAGGGAGAAGAAUCCACACUUCGAAGAAGAGGUAGCUGCUCUCUAUGGGAAGGAAAGCCACUUGAUUGUGGGAUUCAAGAACGUGAGGAAUCUUCAAGGCGGCUACCGUGCCUUUCUCCAAAGUGCAACUCAGCAACCCACCAAUGAUGAACAGCCAUCUGUUAAUUGAGCUAUCCAGAGUUCCAAUUUGUGAUCAUCAUAUACAAUUUAAGUGGAAUAAAUUAGUUGCUUUUCUGCGUUCUUCUUGUUGUCCAUGUAAAGCCACCAAAGUGGUUCGAAUUUACAAGUGUAUGUGAGUUCAAGGAACAUGAUGUAAUAAAUCGACAAGGUGCUCAAAUCGACAAGGAAUUUCUAUAUCA
This is a messenger RNA of Lolium perenne, 749 nucleotides long. NCBI's taxonomy places the organism in Eukaryota, Viridiplantae, Streptophyta, Magnoliopsida, Poales, Poaceae. The record is from RefSeq and is a predicted model, not a curated record.